GUAAAAACAAAAAUCCUCUUUAUUUCUUGCAGUUAGUAAAAACAGGAACUGACGUAGAUCUUUCUCAAAAGCAAAGCGGUGAAACACGACCUUUCGAAAGGUGGAUGAUACCUAUAGCUGGAAUUCACCAACGGAUAGAAUAGAUGUCUGUCAGCUGGGACUGCCACUUUUGUUCUUGGUUAGUCCCCUGCCAAUGCAGAGGGCUCCUUCCAAGCAGAAUUGAAUGGCUCUGCUUUUAGCCAGUGGACCAUAAUUUUGUAGAAACUCAUUACUUAAGUUUAUAUUAAGAUUCACGGAAAAUGUCAUUACAUGUGAUCUUCUUAGAGUUAGUAAUGCACAGUCCUUUUCUGAAAUCCUAGAAUGGCUCCUAUGUCUCUUUCUAUCUGCAGAUAUAUAUGGGAUGGCGAAAUGUGUCCUUAAAUUGUGUCCUUUUUGUUAUCGCGGUGACUGUAAUGUUAGAUCACACACUUACUAUUAUUUAGGUUAUAAAAUGAAAAGUGCUUUGUCACCAUUCUUACGAGCUACCUUCUUUUCAGUACUUCAUUAUUUAAUAUUUAUUUAUAUUCCAGGUUUGGGGGAAUUUUUUUCACCCUACCCUUGUUUGUGGGCAGCCUGGUGUUUCAAAAGUCUCAAGUAAACGUGUGUGCACGUUGUUUUGCAAGGUGUGUUUUUACGCAUUAAAUAGUUUAGAAAAGGCCAAGUUUCUAUUAAAGCCAGGUGGCAGGUCUCUGGACUAAUGAAUCCUGUGAGUACUUCAAAGAAUAUCUGUGCAUCAAAAUUGUGGCCAGAACAAAACUGGGGAGGGAAGCUAGAGAAUUUCCCUUUAUAUAUGAAAAGGCAAGUUCAAAAUUAAAAAGUUAACUGCCUAGAAAAACACUCAGAAAAAUGUGUGAUUUCUCUGCCGUCAGAGGUCACAGGAUACACCUUCAGAGGCUUUGUGAUUUCAUCCAGUUCCCACGUCACCUCCAGAGCUGUUCUCAGAUGAUUAACAGUCAUAGCUAAUAUUUACUAAGUGCUUGUCCUUGACGUUGAGUGACUGGUACUGAGUAGACACCGGUCUCCUCCCUUCCUUCCUGCCAGCUUCGAGGAGAAUAACAGUGGAGAUCACCAAAGCUUCCCAGACUGGAGUGGUAUUUUUACAAUACCAGAGAAGUAAGGCCACAAUUAGAGCAAAGGGAAGACUGAACGUUUAACGUGGGGAGGGCGUGUCUAUCGUGGGAGAGGAGACGUUCGGAUCAUCCGGGGAGGGUUCUAAGAGCCAUUCUGGAAGUAUCCACUUCAUCUUAUUGGCCUUCUGCCAGCAGCUACAGAGCACAUGAAAUCAUUCCUGAAGUCUGUUCUCAGCUGAUGAGUCCUUUCUGCUGGUGGAGCCAAGUUGCCCUGAAGAUCAUGAACUUGUCUUCUGACCACUGCAACAUAUCGGAUUGGCUGAGGCUGGAAGCAACAGUGAAGGCCUCUGUGUAUGUGGUGGCCUUCUUCUUUGCCACAUUCGUCACCGUCGUCAUCAUCACAAUAGUGUUACAGAAUUCGAAGCUGAGGAAAGAGGUCCGACACAUCCUCCUGUGCCACCAUCUGCUAUGCAUCUCCUCCUACUGUGGCCUCGGGGUGGUUUUCCAAGGGAUGCGGGCUCUGCUGGCCAACAGCCCCGUGCUGGUGUGCUGGGUGGUAUUUGGGGUCCAGCUAAGUGUUGGAGAAGGGAUCCUCUUUACGCUGGCCUUGAUGGCGGUCAACACUUACCUGGCCGUUUGCUGGCCUUUGAAAUCUCUGUCCUUUGUAGAUUCAGUUAAGUACAGGAUCCUGGCUGCGUCUUGGAUAAUCAUUAUAUUCAAGAAUGUUUGCUUAUUCCUCAUAGAAAGCGCUAACCCCCCUCGAGUUGCUGUUUUGAAAUCUGAACCCCUGUGCCCUGUGAUCUUGAAUGGCCCUCCUGCCAGAGCCGUUGGCAUGGUUUUCCUUUUCUUUCUUCUGUCCAUCAUUCUUAUAAGUUACUUUCUGAUCUACCGAGAAGGCAAACGGGCUGGCCAUUUUAAUAGAUCAAAUAUCAAAGCAAAAAAAACAGUCCUUAUUCAUUUAGUGCAGAUGAGUUUGCAUGUAAUACCAAUCCUGAUAUUCAUAGGUUUGGGAAAGAUGUGUGGGGUGUUUUUCUUUGCUUUAAACCUGGUACUUUUUGGAGUCUUUGCAUUUGCACAGUGUCUUAACCCCCUGAUCUAUGGGCUCUGGAACAGAGAGCUGCAAAGCGGAUUAUACCACUGGAUGUGCUGUCAGCUGUGGUGUGGUCACAUUAUGAACGACAGAGAGCCAGUUUAAUCUGGAACUCAGCCACUCGGAAUCAAUGACUCUAGCCCUAGCGGACCAUCAGCCAGGCUUGAGGACUUCCCUUUUACGCAACCUAAAAUUGGUGCCUUGGUUUGAUUCUGGAAGCGAUAGGAGUAAGUCAGAGCUAUUCAUCUGGCUUGCAAACUUCGUUGCUGUGUGUGCUGAACUGGCCUCACGGAAAUCGUUUUAUAUCUUUAAUUCUAAACCCAGAUCAACAUUUUUGGUGGCAUGCCCUACUGUGUUUCAGUAGUCAGGCAGCUUUUGAGAACGCACUUGUUUUUAGAAAUGGAGAAAUAGUCCAUGGUUGAUAGGAAGAGAAGUUUGGCUGUUCCUCUUCUAUUAAUUAGGGAUAGGCUUCGCUCCAUGUAGUAACAAAGCAGAAACCAAAUAACAGUGAUUUUGUAAAGUUUGAGAUUUUUUUUUCUGAUGUAAAAGUAAUCUAGAGGUAGACAAUGCAGUCUUAUAUCACAGCUCUGCAAGCAACAGGUUCGUUCUGUUCUACUCUGACAUGCUUAUUAUGCUACCUCAUGGCCCAAAAUGGCUGUUAAUGUUCCUGUCAUCAUGUUCAUGCUCCAGCCAACAGGAAGGAGUAAGGGGCAAAGGAAGGUCUAUACUCUCUUUUUUUAAAAAAAAUUUUUUCAAUGUUUAUUUGUUUUUGAGAGAGAGAGAGAGAGAGAGAGAGCAGGGGAGGGGCAGAGAGAGAUGGAG
Leopardus geoffroyi (Geoffroy's cat) is the source of this 3021-nucleotide messenger RNA. Its product is annotated as probable G-protein coupled receptor 148. Lineage: Eukaryota; Metazoa; Chordata; Mammalia; Carnivora; Felidae. The transcript has 2 exons. The coding region runs from base 1348 to 2304 and encodes 318 amino acids. The record is from RefSeq and is a predicted model, not a curated record. Gene Ontology annotation, biological process: G protein-coupled receptor signaling pathway. Gene Ontology annotation, molecular function: G protein-coupled receptor activity. Gene Ontology annotation, cellular component: membrane.